AACAUGAUGAAAAUGCUGGGAUUCGCCGUAGUACUACUCCUGGGGCUACACGGGUGCACCUCAGGGCCCGUCCCGACAACCGUAGCCCCGCAGCAGACCCCUUUCGAGGCGCUCAUGGACGCCAGAAACGUCGCCGCUAGACUGUACCAGAAGGCAUCGGACGCCUACGAAACCUUUAUACAGGAGGAAUUCAGUGGUGACUCUGGCUACUGUGUGGCAGAUAUAACCUGGGACGAGCUGUUCAGUGUUCGAAUCCCGACGCUAGAGUGGAGAAACUUGGGGGAUGAGGAGCGCCUCCAGCGGCUUCGCCGUGACCUGCAGUUGUUUGAACUGUUCUUGGACGAGGUUCUGUUAGACGAACAAGCCCAGGAGGGCCACACGGACACCGCUAACAAGGUGGAGGACACUAUGAACGAACUGGACGGACUCAUGACAGCCAUCGCUGUAGCGAACCACGUCCUGGGAUUCACCGAACCAACAGACGUUACCGAGAUCAUGUCGACUAGCCUGCGGGACCCAGGCACCGAGUCCGCCCGAGCCAUCCGUGACUGCGUGGUGCUGAGGGACUUCAAGACUCUGGUCGAGAGGGGCCACAGAGACUUCACCCUACUGAGCCGCAAAUACAGCUAAAUACUUUAACUUUGUCCACGUGAUCUUCACGUGACUAUAGCUAAACAUGUACGUAAAGGCCACGUGAACGACGCUAAACCCGCUCCAGUAGAAAUCACGUGAAGGUCACGUGAUCGCAACUAAACCUGCUUUAGUAGAGUAGAAAUCACGUGAAGGCCACGUGACGAUUGUUAGUCUACCUGUUCCACUAAAAACUUCACGUGAACGUCACGUGAUCGUACCGUAUGCUUUAAAAGCAUCGAGACAAGUUGAAACAUAAGAAUCCUGUUUUUUAGGGUUGUAAGAAAUGUCAGCUCCCAUUGUGAGCAAUUAGGUCAUUACACAGUGCAAACUGAAUGCUAUGUAAAAUCUAAGACUGAUAUUUAGUGAUCCUAGCCUUGGUGCCAUCCUAUGUAGUUUACCUGGUCCCAUUUGCUAGUUUCAACACAGAGAUCAAGUAUGACAACCUCGGUUAACUACAUAGGGUGGCACUUAGGCUACCUUGAUCUCAAUAAUUGGCAUUAUCGUUGUAUUCUAUCAAUAUAUAUCAACCAAAUGGACGUCGGAUUCAAUAUUAGGCCCUAUUAUUUAUUAGAGAACGAAAAAAUUAAACAAAUUUGGGCUAUAUUUGAAAGUUUCCCUUAGAUUGAUAGUGUUGGUUAUCAAGAACGUCAUAACAUAUAGCUUAAUGUUAGAAUUAAUUUUUAGGAGAUACACACACGGAGUAUAUUUCACUACAAGGUAGUCAUUCUUUUAUAUAUUUGUUCGCUUUUAUAUACAGAGCUCAUUAUUUGGGCCUGUAGGUUAAGAAGACAAAUCGUAGCCUUUUUGGGCAAACGCAAGUACUAGAUUAGCAGUUAUAUUUCUUCAUAUAUAGCAGUGACGCGACCUACCUGUUAUGUAUGGUAUUGCAGAUGACUUUCUCGUAGUGUGAAGACAUAUUUUACACUCAUGUACAUCUG
Molecule: messenger RNA, 1571 nt
Organism: Branchiostoma belcheri (Belcher's lancelet)
Lineage: Eukaryota; Metazoa; Chordata; Leptocardii; Amphioxiformes; Branchiostomatidae
Exons: 4
Coding region: 4-630 (208 amino acids)
Source: RefSeq, a predicted model, not a curated record